AUGGGAUGCGUUUCCUCAGAUGAGAAAUAGGCUUUAGCAUUUGAUGAUUUUUAAUAUUUGAAAACAGGAACUUUAUCUAUUGAGCUCACUUAAUUGAUAUUUGUUGUGAACAAUUUGUUAAAAGAAGUUCACUAAUUAUACAAAUAAAUUAAUAGUAAUAGGAUCAUUCUUUUUCGUAUUACAAAGGUUAAAUACUAUUCUAAAUUAGGUUUCCCUGACUGCAAAUUAAACUCUAAUUGAUGCAUUUGGUUUUUGGACAAGAUUUGUAUCAAUAUGUAAUUUAGGGUAAGGAAAACUAAAUGGAGUUUUCUAUAAACUUGAUGAAGAUGGUAAUUGUUAUUAAAAUCUUAAAUUAGGCAGAAAUCUAAGUUACAAUUUGGGUCUGAAUGGUGAUUUAAAGUUGUAAUGGUUUGGAGAAGUUUUAAAUGACUAUUUUAAGGCAAUUAUCGAUAUUACUGCUUGCAUUCCUAUGAUUCUAGAAUAACUUAAAUUUCUUCAAGAUAAAAUCAACCAUCUUGGAUCUAAUUUAAAAGAGAAGAAUCAAGUCUUUAAAUACAAUAUGCUGCUAUUAAAAUUUAACUUGAACUUUACUAAAAUUGCUAAUAUCAGAGUUGUUAAAUAUAAUGAAGAGAUUGAAAUUUUUAAGAGGAACUACUUAUAAAUUUCUGAAACAGCAGAUGAAUAAGGUUUAAAACUUUAUUAGAAAUUUGGGGCAAAAUAAUUGAACGACAGAUAAAAAUAUCGGAUGCAAAUAAAAAUAAACCUAAUUAUGGAAUAAUGUUUUCAUGGUUAAAUGAGAUCUGAGAUAGAAUAAGAUAUUUAAAAUAAAUAGAAAGAAAAAAGAAAAACUCUUAAGCCAUCUUGGACUUUUGGAGAUGACAUUGGAAUAGGAGUUAAAAAGUUCCCAUAUCGUGUUAGAUGGACAGGAUGUAAUUGUGUGGAUCACUCAUUUUUUAUAAUUUCUAAUUAUCUGGAAAAUCAUAGUAAACAUCUUUUACUGCUCAGAAAAUUAUCAGUUAUUUUAAGAUAUCUCACUUAAUCAUUUAAGACAGAUGAAGACACUAUAUCUAGAGCAUGGUUUAUUUUUUGUACACAUCUCACAUCUAAAGAGAGAAUUAUAAUUUAAUCUAAUUCUUCAAUUUUAAAUGGAUUAAAGAAAUUCAAACUAAAAAAUUCAGAAGCUGAAAAAUGUAGACAAUAUUUUAUUUAAUAUAUUGAAUUAUUAGACCAAGAUUUCUUGUCUCAAUUAUAAGAUGAAUGGUAAAAUUAUAUUGAAGGAUAAAGUAAAGUAUUAUCUUUAUGGUCAAACAAUUAAAUUUUCUAAACAAAUGAAUUUAAAGCAUUAUUAGUCAGUGAUAAAUAUUAUGCCCUUACGAGUAUGUCAAAAAAUGUAUAUGCUUUAUAAUCUUAUUAUCCAUUAGCAACCUAGAUUUAUAAUUAAGGUAUUAUAUAUAUGAAAUAUCAUUAGUGUAUUAAAGAAAAAUAAAAAAGGGAUAAAUAUUUCUAAGUGAAUUAUAAUAGAUUUAUGAUGCUUCUGCAUAUUAUCCUCUUCCUUUUAAUAAUUUAUAUACAAAAAAUAAAAGUGAAGAUGAUGAAGCAAAAGUAAAAACAAAAGAGAUAAAAUUCAAAUAUGCAUUCACCAAAUUUGAAUAGAAAUAAUGA
Messenger RNA from Paramecium pentaurelia, 1662 nucleotides. Lineage: Eukaryota; Ciliophora; Oligohymenophorea; Peniculida; Parameciidae. The record is from the annotation of a GenBank genome assembly.